This is a messenger RNA of Opisthorchis viverrini, 390 nucleotides long. RefSeq lists its product as hypothetical. Bases 1 to 390 code for a protein of 129 amino acids. Lineage: Eukaryota; Metazoa; Platyhelminthes; Trematoda; Opisthorchiida; Opisthorchiidae. The record is from RefSeq and is a predicted model, not a curated record. The transcript is spliced from 2 exons.
AUGUCACCUCGAUUGGUGAUGAAACGGUUGCAAUCAAAUUGCCCAGCUCAGCGAACAAGCCAACGACCACCAGCUACGCUACCUGAGCUACCGACAUUUUCCUCUAUAGAAAACUUAGAAAUCCUAAGGUCUAAAGAAAGAAUUGGGUUCGUAAUUCUAGUGCACCAUUUACACAAGGGCAAGCAAAUGUGUAAACCAACCUCAGUUUUUACGUUCGUAGGGUCAACCAGUUCACAGGUCUGUCACUGGCCCGCACAGUGCAACGUCGACGCCGGCACACCAAACGGCAGCGAACGGUAUGAUGGCCCAGUGGCGUGGGUUGCUGUUGUCCCUUCCGACGACACGCGUGCAACGGGCUUGGUAAAACCUCGUAUGCACAACGACCAGUAG